AUGCGGCAGCUGAUAGGGGAGGUCGGAGUUAUGUUGUUGGCUCGUGAGAAAAAUCUUGAUGGCGCAUUACAGACCCAGGCAACUUCGGCUCUUGAGCAAAUCAACCGCAUUGUGACCAAGUUCAAGCCGCUCAUGACAGGUAGGACAGUGGCCGCCGUGCUGACAAAACCUCUUAGAGUCUUUUCUCCCAGAAAUGCGUUUGCUGCACAUAACUUCAACGUCACCCAAGAAGCUCCAGUGAAGGAGGCGAUCCACCACUCCGAUUGUCUGCAAUCCGAGAAAGAAGACGUCGUUGACUGGGAUUUCUGGCUCACCCCUAAAGUUCUCAGUGGAGAAGGCCCGCCACCUUUUGGAUGA
Molecule: messenger RNA, 357 nt
Organism: Penicillium verhagenii
Lineage: Eukaryota; Fungi; Ascomycota; Eurotiomycetes; Eurotiales; Aspergillaceae
Exons: 2
Coding region: 1-357 (118 amino acids)
Source: RefSeq, a predicted model, not a curated record